This is a messenger RNA of Xenia sp. Carnegie-2017, 786 nucleotides long. RefSeq names its product P2X purinoceptor 7-like. Lineage: Eukaryota; Metazoa; Cnidaria; Anthozoa; Malacalcyonacea; Xeniidae. The transcript has 4 exons. The record is from RefSeq and is a predicted model, not a curated record. Bases 37 to 600 code for a protein of 187 amino acids.
UGUUGUUGCUGCUACUAUUAAUGCGUGUUUAUCUCGAUGUCUUCAACGGAGGAAGAAGUCGAAUUUGACAUCGAAUAUAUUGCUACGGAGGUCCAGCCUUACAUGUUUGAACCGCUAGCUAGUAGCAAUAAUGUUGAAACUGACGAAGAUCUGUCUUCGUCGUCGUCAACGGACAGCUCAUCUGACGAAUAUACUCACAGGAUUGGAAAUACAAACUGGUGUGAGUGUGGACACUGUGUGGCGAUGACAACCGGCCGGGAAAGCAUUUGUUGCCAUGAGGAACCGAAGACAGACCCUAAAAUUCAUGGUGACCAUUUAUGCAUCACAGAAGAACAAGAGUUUCACAUGGUCUGCAUCAACGAAACAGUCGUUAGAACAGCUAUGGUUGUAUUCGUUCACGAUCACGGGGCAAUACCAGACGCUCCAGAAACCGAAACUUUGCGUUACACUGCCUAUAGGCAAUGGACAGCAUGGAUACAUGGAAAGCUUGGCAAGAAAUAUCGACUUCCUAUACCAUCCUGUGCUGUUAAAGAAAUAAGGAAAGCAUUUCCUUCACCUUCUGGCAUAUAUAAAGGCUUUGAAUAUGCACAGCAUUUAUAAAUACCUCUUGCAUUGCCUUGUAAAAGAAAUGUGUAUGCUUUGGUGCAUAUAGUAUAACAACUCGAUGAAAACCUUCAAGAGCUGAUGUUUGUUUCUCAUGGCUGAGCUUCCCAAUAUCUUUCAUGAGAUACCUGCUUUCAACAAUCGAUGCCAAUUCAGUAAAUGCUCUAGAUCCUUGGAAAAAAA